AAAUAAAAUACAGCUGAUCGACAAGACAAGGCCCGACAAGUUUUGUUUCAUUCAAUCAUUCGUGUAUUUCAUGAGAAAAUGGUGGUUUUGUUCUAAACAUGGCGAAUAUUGCGAGCCCUCUACCUUAUCUAAAUAGAAGGGAAUAUGGGCUCUUACCUGAUAUUAAAUCACAAUUCUUCAACAAACGUUUAAACGCAGCUAAAAAUUUGUAUCGACGAGAUCUUGUGUGCCAUUUUGGUUGUGUUAAUGCUAUCGAGUUUUCCAGUAAUGGCGAAUAUCUUGUAUCAGGUGGCGAUGACAGGAGGGUUAUGCUCUGGCAUUUCGGGCAGGCCAUAUUGGACCGGGGCAAACCAGAGCCCAUGAAGGCUGCCCACCAGUCCAACAUCUUCUGCCUCGGCAUCACUAAUGAUAACCAGAAGAUUUAUUCAGGGGGCAAUGAUGAUAUUGUGAUAGUCCACGAUCUAGAGAGUAAGAGCCCGCUAGAAGUGUUGCGGCAUCAGCGCGCGGUCUGCAGCCUGAGCAUAGAUCCGUUCAACGAGCGCGUGGUCUCCACUGCCGGCAAUGAUGGCCGCUUGCUACUGUUUGAUACCAGGCAGUCUGUACAUGAAUCCCUGGUGGUAUCUCGCAGCAGGAAAGCUUUCCACGGCGUCAUGUUCCAUCCCACUCAGGUUGGAAUGCUCGUGUCGGCUAACGCCCGCGAUGGCGUCGCCUUAUGGGAUCUCCGUACACCUAAACACCCGGUCCUCCGCUACGCCGGCAACAACGGCACCUGUCAGAACAGCAUGAGCGUCCGCUUCAACUCCGCCGGCACUCACAUCUUGGCCCUCCGCCGUCGACAAGUACCGGUCCUAUACGCCGUGCACUCUCCCAACCCCGUAGCCGAGUUCUUCCAUCAGGACUACUAUAAUUCGUGCACCAUGAAGAGCUGUUCGUUCGCCGGGGAAGGGGACCAGUUUGUCCUGUCCGGAUCUGAUGACUUUAAUUUAUAUAUGUGGAAGAUUCCUGAAGGCGGUGGUGCUGGUAGUGAUAUAGAGGUGGAGCCCCCACACAUAGUCCUGUACGGACACCGGUCCAUCGUGAACCAAGUGCGGUAUAACCCCCACUACUGCCUGAUUGCCUCCUCGGGGGUCGAGAAAAUUAUCAAGGUGUGGUCAGCUCUAGAGUUCCCAAAGAUGCGCGGCGCUUUACUAGAGGAGGCCCAGGGCUCCGACAACCCGCGGGAAAUAUACAGCCACGAAGAUUACGUGUCGCUCGUACAUCAUAGUGGACAGCACAUAUCUCAUAACUACGCCGAACAAUCGACGAGCGAGGAUCCCCGUAUGAUGGCAUUCUUCGACUCGCUGGUACAGCGGGAGCUGGAAUGCCUCGCUGAGGAGACGGAUUCCCUUGACGGGUCCAGUUCGGGCAGAUCUGUCCACGACAGCGAAUCCGACUCGUCAGACACCGACCAGAUUGUGGUUGACUUCUUACCGCUGCCGCCGAAAAGAGCGAAUCAAAACGGCAAUCGCAGCCAGCGAUGCCCCAACAGGCUCGCGCGGCUCGUGGCUUCACGCUAUUCUAAAAAUUUGAGAUCCCAGAAAAGAGGAACCCUUAGACGAAGCAAGCAGUCCCGUGUAUCGCUGGGCAAGUCGAGCAGCAAGUACGUGGGCGGGACGAGCGCGAAGGGCAAGCGCACGUCGCUGCGGCGGUCGCGGGGCCCGCGCCGCGCCCCCGCGCCCCGCGCCCCCGCGCCGCGCCCUGCGCCCCGCGCCCCCGCGCGCCCCUCCGCGCCCUCCAGCGAGAGGACCGACUCCGACGAGCCCGCGCACUGCCUCUUCAGGAACUCUGGCAGGAUCAUCCGACCUCUGCGACGCCGUAUGAACCUCACAAGGACCGCUAAAAGGAAAAGUAAAGCCACUGGUUAUAGAAAAGUUAUUAAUAUAAGGAAUAAUGGCGCUGCCAUGGCACAAGAUAGUAGUGAUAAUAAUAAUUUCAACAGUUUCGACAACUUUGACGAUAAUUUAGCUCAACCCAGCACAAGCACAGGUUACAGAGGACAAAAUGCAUCAGCAUUAUUCCGAAUAGCAGAAGUCGACUCUGACGAUGACCAGUCGGUGGGCAGCCGCCCCAUAUCUCCUAGAAACCAAAACAACAACCAGAACAUUCCUCAAAACCUCGUUAGCAUCAUCCCAACACCGAUGAAUGGUUCUCGGGACUCGCUUGGAGACUCCCUGAGGGCCGAACCGCCGGAGUCAGAAAGUAAUAACUCUUCGCCACCGCCAGAGAACAGGAGGAUGAAUUUGCGUCGAGUGAGGAGAAACGGACGCCUCAGCUUGCAGAGGUCAGAUUCCAGCGAAUCGCCGCCUCCUAAAGACCCAAGGGAACGCGCCAGCACCUCCAUGGCAGAACACACUCCCAGACUAGGACACAAUAGGACUGUCACAAGGCUCAUGAAUGAAACAAACGAAAGCGAGCUGGAAAGCAGCUGUAGUACGGAGAGCAGUAUGUGGCACCCCCCAGACACGAUGGGUACACCAGACAGCGGAGUGGGGACUGUCGUAGGCAGCAGUACGCGCAACUCCCAACCCCACGCCGACGACGUGUCUGACGACCCGGACUACCAAGCACUGAAGUUCCGGCAACGGGUCAAAAAGGCCCGACGGAAUUACAGAAAUCACAUGGAUUCUGACUCAAAUUGAACUGAAUAGUUAUAUGAAUUGUGUUCCAAUGUAUUGUAGCGGUUCUAUUGUAAGUGAACUAUUCAACGACUGCGACUUUCUAUUUAUAUUAUCUUACUCCUAAGAAGUUACAUUAUUAUUUGAUGGACUACUAGGUUAGUUAUCAAAUGUAUUCUGGUCUCUUUUGGUGUUGCCAUAAAAAUAUGAUUAUUAGCGAACUUCAAUAAAAUGCUACCCUUAAGUUUUUGGUGUUGUAGAAUAGAUACCAGCAAUUUUCACAUAUUCGAAAUAAGAUACAUUUGUAGUCAUAAAAAAAUCAUAUAACGAAUUUUAUGUCCGUAUCUAUCCGAUAAUCCCGUAUAAUGAAAUUACUUAUUGAAAGUAGUGUCAAAAUGUAUAGAUAUCCAUAUACGAAAAUGUAUUUUUAAUCAACCAUUUCUUAAUAAUUACUACAACACUUAUGAUUAGGUACUUAUGCUUGAGGUCUCAUUAAAUCAUUUCCAUAACAGUAAAAUAGGGUUAGACUUCAGAAUUUGAUGUUUUUGUGGGACACUAUAAAUAUAUUUAACGUACAUAAGUUAGGACGAAUGUUGUUUUGAGCAUACAUAGAACAUGCUCCAAUAAGCUUGUUACAAUGAAAAUGAGUUAGUUCAUAUUACCUACGUCAUACUAAUUAACGCUGUGUACAUUUUGUUUGCUUUGUAUAGUUUAUUGUUAAUAUAAAAAAAUAUAUGUGAUCUAAUUAUUAUCAAAUAACUUAAUUAGUGUUUAAGAAACAUCAAUGUUCCCUGAAAAGGUUAGCAUUAAUAUGCGAUAUAAAUACAUUGACAUAAAAAUAUA
Molecule: messenger RNA, 3497 nt
Organism: Trichoplusia ni (cabbage looper)
Lineage: Eukaryota; Metazoa; Arthropoda; Insecta; Lepidoptera; Noctuidae
Product: DDB1- and CUL4-associated factor 5-like
Exons: 13
Coding region: 99-2678 (859 amino acids)
Biological process (GO): negative regulation of fatty acid biosynthetic process
Cellular component (GO): Cul4-RING E3 ubiquitin ligase complex; cytoplasm
Molecular function (GO): protein binding
Source: RefSeq, a predicted model, not a curated record